Molecule: messenger RNA, 5725 nt
Organism: Cottoperca gobio
Lineage: Eukaryota; Metazoa; Chordata; Actinopteri; Perciformes; Bovichtidae
Product: leucine-rich repeat transmembrane neuronal protein 4
Exons: 3
Coding region: 101-1990 (629 amino acids)
Cellular component (GO): extracellular matrix
Molecular function (GO): protein binding
Source: RefSeq, a predicted model, not a curated record
UAGGACGGUACCUGUCUGUGGAGAGCGCGUCAUGCGGACUCGGAUGUCGCGCACUAGAAGCCAUUAAAACCUGUAGGCUGGAGCUGACAGAUCAGCGGAUAUGGGCUCUGCUCUGCGGUGUCGCUGGCUAGUAGUCCAACUCCUGAUGCAGGUGUGGCUGGCGGCAAAUCCAUCUUUGAGUGAGCGCCCAUGCCCCAAGAGCUGUCGCUGUGAUGGAAAAAUUGUCUACUGUGAGUCAAGCGCCUUUCGCGAUGUCCCCAAGAACCUCUCAGGAGGCUGUGAAGGCCUGUCUUUACGGUACAACAGCCUUGUCAGUCUUCGCGCAGGUCAGUUUGUAGGCCUCAACCACCUCAUCUGGCUCUACUUGGACCACAAUUACAUUGCCUCUGUGGAUGGAAUGGCCUUUCAGGGGGUCCGCAGGCUCAAAGAGCUGAUUCUGAGUUCCAACAAGAUCACGUCGCUCCACAACACCACAUUCCACCCUGUCCCUAAUUUGCGAAAUCUGGACCUGUCAUAUAACAAACUGCAAGCCUUGCAGCCUGGGCAGUUCCAGGGCCUGCGGAAGCUUCUCAGCCUUCACAUACGGUCAAACUCUCUAAAAACCGUCCCAGUGCGUCUGUUCCAAGAUUGCAGAAAUCUUGAGUUCCUGGAUCUGGGUUACAACCGCCUGCGCAGUAUCACUCGGAAUGCAUUUUCAGGCUUAGUAAAGCUCACUGAGCUGCAUCUGGAGCAUAACCAGUUCUCAAAGAUCAAUUUCUCUCACUUCCCUCGCCUCUACAAUCUGCGGGCACUGUACCUGCAGUGGAAUCGCAUUCGCUCAAUGAACCAGGGCCUAACCUGGACUUGGGCCUCCAUUCAGAAACUGGAUCUGUCUGGAAAUGAUCUGAUGGAAGUAGAUGCUGUAGUUUACCAAUGCUUACCCAACCUGCAGACCCUCAAUCUGGACUCCAACAAGCUGACAAAUGUCUCCCAGGAGGUAGUUGAUGCCUGGAUCUCUUUGACUACGAUUAGCUUAGCUGGGAAUGUAUGGGACUGUGGCCCUGCCAUCUGUCCUCUGGUGGCCUGGCUGAGAAACUUCAGAGGGGCAAAGGAGACCACGAUGAUCUGCGCCUCCCCCAAGAAAGCCCAGGGUGAGAAAGUGAUGGAUGCUGUCGAUGCUUUUGGUGUUUGUCAAUCAAACCCAGCAACAACGCUCACUGCAAGUUUUCCUCCAACCCCAUCCAGCAUCCCUGUGCAGACUGAACGCCGCCCAGCCAUUCUGGCUUCACCUACUGGUUCUGGAAAGAGAGGAGAGGGGUCUAUCAGAGGCCCCACAUUGUCAGAUGUUACCCCAACUGUGGCUCUUCCCCCAGAGCAAGACUUGGAGCCUGUAUCCUUCCAUAAGAUUGUGGCUGGAAGCGUUGCUCUUUUUCUAUCAGUCGCAAUGAUCCUGUUGGUAAUCUACGUGUCUUGGAAGCGUUAUCCUAGUAGUGUCAAGCAGCUGCAGGAGCAUUCGGCAGCAGCCCGCAAACGCCGCAAGAAAGCUAGAGAGACGGAGCGCACCCUGAGCUCUCCACUGCAGGAGUACUAUGUGGACUACAAGCCCACCAAUUCUGAGGCCAUGGACGUGCUCGUGAAUGGGACCGGACCCUGCACCUAUACCAUCUCAGGCUCCAGAGAAUGCGAGGUCCCCCACCAGUUGGGCGCGCUGACCUUCUACCGCUAUGAACAGCCUAUCGUUGACUACUGCCAGGCCCAUCAACCCCUGAGGCUCAACAUGGGCUAUGAGGGACCUCCACAGGGCAUGGAGGGCCUGGGGGACCUGGGGCCGUGUGAUAGGGGCACUAUUCAGACAGUAGCGCUGCCUGCCGUGCCCUCUGCUGCCAGCAUGGGUGCCCCCUUGCCAGGGCCUCGCUCUCCUCCGCUACCCCUCAGACCACCGACUGAAGGUCCCAGCGGCGGCCCUUAUCCACCCGUUGAACGCACCGGCACACUCAAAUUCGGACGCUAGCGAGCCGAGUCUGGUCGUUAGAAGUGGGGCAAGGGCCUCCGAUUCACCGUGACUUUGUAAUAAAGGGGCAGGCGAGCUGGUUAUUCAGUGGGGCCUUGUUUUCAGAACAUGAGUAUGUGAACUAGAGGACAAAACUUUUCUAAUUCUGCCUGGAGGGAUUUGGCAUCUGAAACACACAGUCUCACUAAUAUACAGCAGAGGGUGAGACAUCCUUGCAGAUCAUUUUGAUUUCUUGUUUCCAGAGCACCUCAUUUAAAACGUGUUACUACUGAAUCAUGGGAGGUAAUCCAGCGUAUGACAAAAAGUAUUACCUUGUUUCCAAAUCUAGGUCUUUGCCAUAUUCCAUCAUGUUCACAGCAGUCCACGUGCACUGAGUCUGGAGUGAAACGGAAAGUGCAAUAAACAUGAGUUCUCCAUCACAGAAAGUGGGAGCAGUAACAUAAAACAUAAAAGAGAUGGAGCUGGAAAUCAUGUGAAGAGCAAGGGGCUUCAUACUGUGAUUAUUAUUAAAAUAUUUAGAUAGUAGUUGUUAAAAAAGGCAAAUCCAUUUAUCAUUUAUUUCACAGAGAUGAGUUAUUCUCUCGAGACAUUUUCAUAGAAUUUAUCUUUAUUUUGUCUUGCUUUCUUUUGUUUCUUUAGAUGUGGGACUUACACUUACAUUAAUGUGCAUGUCAAACCAAAGAGUUUACUUAUAUUUUUUUGUUUAAUGCACAUAAGCUACUUUAGCUGAGGGCAUUCUUAAAAUGCCAGUUGGUCUAAUAAACUAGCUUCUGCCAACUCAAAUUCACAAUUACAACCAAAUCCCCUCAUGGUUUUGGAUGAACUGGGCUUGUCUUUAAAGAUUAGCAAAGUAGCCAUGCAAGUGAGGUAGUUAAACUGAAAUCUUAGAGAUAUUUAGCAUAAAAGAUUACCUGGUCCUCCCAAACAUCAGUUUAAUUGUCAUUUAUGAUCUUGGUGAUGCUAUGAACAGCAACAACCACACAAACACUUCGGGAAGGAUAUUAUGGCAUGUUCCAUAAGUUCUUUAAACAUACGUGUACCCUUUUCACAGCAGUACGGCAGGUCUUUGUAUAUGAUUAUAUCCCAGCUGAAUGAUUCACUAUGCUUUAAAGAGGUAUUCAUGGAGAAUUUAUGUGGUAAAACAAGUACAUUUGAAUGCAAAGUAUUGUACAUAUUCUUAUAAAAGGUCCACUUUACUGAAGGUCAAACCACUCUCACUGCCCCAAACUGUCAUUUGAUACAUUGCCGAGUCAAUGUUCCACUUUGAUCACACUGGACAAUUUGGAGAGCAACAUCUUGCUGGGUUGGAAAAGCCCUUGUGCUCCCGUCUCUCCUCAACCAUAGAGAGCAACAGUGCCUAGUGGGGGCAUGUUGAACCAGCACCUUGACUCCUCUUUAACCUGCGUAUGAACCAAUGGACAGUACGUGUGUGGGAAUAUUGCCUGACAUCUCCCUUUUUUUUCAGAAAGCGCGCCUGCAGUGCUGGACGUUAUUGUACUUGGUAAGCCUUUGGCAGCACUGCUACUCACUAAUUUGUGAAGCUAAUGAGGACUUCAGACACGGCAGUGAUGGCCUGUCAAAUAUCAUCUCCAGCUUAAUCCAAGCAAAGCACUGGGGUCGUUUUCUACAUGUCAGUGGUCAUACCCUCGGGAGUUUUGGAAACUGUGCUUGGUCCUCCCACGGCGAAACCGAUUGAUCCACAGAUGAAAUUUGCAAGGGGCCAAAAUUGUUCAUGAAAAGUGGGUGUAUCAAGAUAAGAGAAAAAAAUGGGAUUUUUAUUUCUGUUUUUUUCUCCGUUUUGUUAUUUUGGCUUUUUGGCUUGGAAUAUAAAAGACUUUUGUUCAAAGAUGAUGUCAAGAAAUUCUAUAAGACUAAUCAAAGGACAAAAUCGAAUAGAACUUAUUUAUCGUGUAAAUAGUGAAUCUUUAAAGAUGAAAAGAAAAAAAAAAGUAUGAACUUCACUUCUUCUGAAACACAAACUGCUUGUGAACAGAAGAGAAGCCUUAUUCACUUUCCAGUGGGAAUCUGUUAUCAAGAUGACUCUGUGAAGAGGUUCCUACUGUAACGCUCCUGUUGUUUCAAUGAUAAAUAUUUUUCUAUCUGCUCCCGUCACUAUUAUACCAUUAAACCCAAAUUAUGUUACUGAGGUUAUUUCUCAAAUCCAAUCAUUUUACUGAAUCACAGGAAGAAGGGAAGAUUGGGAGUCCUGUUAUUAUUAUACACUUCAAGCGUCAAACCUCAUAGAGAUCUGCAUUUUCUUCAGACAUGGUUCAUCUUGCAGGAGGUGGCCGUACGAUGUGUUAGGUGCAUCUCAAUCCACUCCUCUUGUUUAAAAAUUCCAACACUAUCUGCCAUUUCAAGGCCUACUCGGGGAGAAGAAGUGCGCUAUUCUUUACACCAAGAGUUUAACUUGGGAAGGAUGUUCUUUUUGAUGUGCCAUAAUUUUGUUAAAUGUUUUACCAAAAACCAGCCCCAAAACAACAAGUGACCCAAAAGUCUUCAUGGUUUCAUGACUAAGAAGGGUUCAGUCCCCUUCGUGUACAGGACAUUGCAUAAAAAAAGCAGUUGAUUCGCUCAGUACGGUUGCUUAAUAGUGCUGGUGGAGUUUACUUUGUAAUAGCAGCUGUGCCAAUGUCUUUAUAAUGGGAGCUCUCUCAAUUCUAUCCAUGUAUUGUCUUGCCUUGCUCUAUAUCACCCCUGCUAACUCCUUGGCCUGAAUUUCAUGUCUGCCUCCGGGUGACUCGGGUGAACCUGUUUAAUGAUGUUCUAUUUCUGUCCGCAUGCUGAUAUUUUGGGAAACUAUGCCUAGUUAGGGAGGAGCGCUGAACCAGAGACAAACAGUAUGGGAGAUAUUUCCUGUCUGGAAUGCCCUAGAACCAGCAGCACGUGUCACGGAGGACUUCACUGUUUUUAAAGCAACUUGUUUGCUGACCCAUUCCUGCCCCUGUCUCGCCUAAAGUACAAUUUCCUGGCACAAUAAAGGCUGUUAAACAGAGAAAAAGACCUGUGCUGGGCGCUCACUCCGGGGACAGACUUUCCUUUUUUUAAUGGCCUCCUGCUAAAGCCCAGUGCCCCAUAUAUAGUAAUUACUUCAGUUUUCAGCAGUGAUAAUAGUUCAAUUCAGUCUAAACACGACGAUCAACGCUACUUUGCCCUUCAUGUGUGAUUAGAAAAUGCUAUUCAAAUCUUUGUCUGUUCACAAUUAAAUCAACUACUAACAAGCGAUUGAUUAAUCAUGACUACCUCCCUGAUAAAAUCAUUCAGCGGAAUGUUCAAAUCCUGCUGCCAGUAAUUAUUUAGUCUUUUGUCCAUUUCUUUUUGCCAUCAGAGAGCUGGAAGCACAGGCGCUGCAUGCUAAUGAUGCAUGUUUGAGCUGAACUCCAGGACCGUCUGCGCUAGCCCCGCAUUCCCAACAGGCUUUAUUUUCUCUUCUGCCUUGUUUGUUUAUGGUUUUGUACACCCCUCUAUAUCCACUGUAAGACAUGACACAAACUGCUUCAGCCAAGCUCAGACACACGUGGCACACACAUAAGUAUACAUACGACACACACAGACAUACUCAAAUCAACUAUCAUCUUCUAAACUGUAUGUAUUAUGCAUGCUCACAUACAAACAUAAACACAUAUUUUGAACACCUUAUUUGGUUGAGAUUUCAAUUCACGCUAUGUUAAAAAUUAUCUAUUUUAUGUUGUCAGUUUUUAACUGCAGAAGAAUCACACAUAAAUACAUGUGCAC